AACCAAAACAGAUCUUUAUUGAAUUUUUAUUUGAAAAUCUUUGAAACAAUGGCUGAAUCGUUGGGAAUAGCAGCUGACUGCCACUUCACCAUCCACAACCUUCCCUACGGCAUAUUUUCAACGCAGUGUAAUAGCAAACACAGGAUUGGUGUGGCAAUCGGUGAAUAUGUAUUGGACGUAGGACUUGUGAAGCAUUUGUUUGAUGGCCCAACCAUCCGCAAAAACAUCCAUGUUUUUGAUAAGGAAGUUUUGAACGACUUCAUGAGUUUGGGCAAACAAUCGUGGAAAGAAACAAGGGAUAAGUUGACUGAGUUGUUGUCAUCUGACAGUUCGGCACUCCUAUCAAACAGAGAUCUCAGAGAGAAAGCUCUCAUCCUACAAAAAGAUGUCACCAUGCACCUCCCCGCAAACAUUGGUAGUGAUUACACUGACUUCUACUCCUCGAUAUACCACGCCACGAACGUCGGAAUCAUGUUCAGAGGAGCUGACAACGCACUAAUGCCUAAUUGGAAGCAUCUUCCCGUUGGUUACCAUGGCAGGGCGUCCUCAGUUGUGGUCUCAGGCACUCCCGUCAGAAGACCCAACGGUCAAAUGUGUCCAGAUGAGAGCAAACCACCUGUAUACGGCCCAUGUAGAACCCUGGAUAUCGAACUCGAGGUCGCCUUCUUCACAGGACCUGGGAACACGUUGGGCCAGCCAAUCAGUGUUCACGAGGCACAGGAUCAUAUUUUUGGAUUUGUACUUAUGAACGACUGGAGCGCAAGAGACGUUCAAAAAUGGGAGUACAUACCUCUCGGUCCAUUUCUGGGUAAAAACUUUUCCACCACCAUCUCCGCGUGGGUCGUUCCAACCGAUGCACUGCUACCCUUCAUCGUCGACAACAUGUUUCAGGACCCAGAGCCUCUGCCAUAUCUCAAGCAUCUCGAUAACUUCAACUUCGACAUCAAUUUAGAAGUAUCCCUGAAAACUGAUGAAAUACGGGAACACGUCACCAUUAGUAAAAGUAACUACAAGUAUAUGUACUGGACAGCAAAACAGCAACUCUCUCAUCACACCGUCAACGGCUGCAACAUAAGGCCUGGGGAUCUGCUGGCAUCAGGGACAAUCAGUGGACAGACUCCUGACUCAUAUGGAAGCUUGCUAGAGUUAUGUUGGAAGGGUACAAAGCCGAUCCAUUUGUCUGAUACAGUUACCAGAACGUUUUUGAAGGAUGGAGAUGAAGUUAGAUUAACAGGCUGGUGUGAAAGAGACGGAAAAAGAAUAGGAUUUGGCGAAUGUAGCGGAAAAAUUUUGCCGGCAAUCUGAUACCUCCAUGCUUUAUUUUGCUAAGAUUGUUUGCUAACUAUUCUUUAAUUUGUUGGUAAAGUUUCAUAUAUUUUAUGCUCAUGUACGUUUCAAUUCACCGAGCUCCUGCGUCUUUUGCCAAGUUUAUACCUUGGUAAAUUGUAGGUAGGUAAGGCAAUCUACUAUCAUUUUCAUCUGAUACUUUUCUUCACGUUGAUACUCUUACUGUUUAUGUUUUGUGUUUUUUUUCCAUUUAGAUAGAUUUUCAGUAUUAUUGGUUAUCUCUCAUUGUUAUUUCUUUUACCAAGUUGUUGAAACUUAUCAUGUUCAUACCCGGAAGUUUUUCGCAUUUUUCUUUUGCUAUUCGUCUUGUGGUUUUGUAAACUUUAACGCAUUGCUAUACAUGGCUAAUUUGAUUUACAUUUUUAUAUAAAAAAUUUAAAAAUAAAUGUGAAUAUAUUGGCGUCGAACACAUGAAUUUUAUUUAUUUGAAAUUAAACGAAUCAUAUAAAACCCAAUAAAUCACAUCAGAAGCAGAUCUAUGAAUUUUACUUCAAAAUGAUGAGUUCUUAUACUAAUAAGAUAAUUAUUUUAAAUUACAAAUAAAUAAUUUAUCAUUAAAAUCAAAGGAAUUUAAUUCAUAAAUAAAAAUAGAAAAAUAAGAGACGUUUGAAAAUAAUUAAAAAAAUAUAACUUGAAAAAUGUUUGAAUGAAAUGGCUGCCUUAUAAGGCAGGGUAUAUAUUUUAAAUUCAAAAGUUACGUGCUUCAUAAGCUUAAAAAUGAAUAUCUAGUUAUUUUUUUACGUCAUCUAGCUCAUGAAUAUUCAUCAGUAUUUCGGAUGUUCAAUGUCAUUUCUGGUACAAUUUCCACAAUUACAUUUUCAAAUAUUUUCCGUAACUGUGAAAUAACUUUAUCUAAUGAGAGUAAAAAAAACCAUUAUUUAAUUUUUAUUAUAACUACUGAUGUAUUUUUUAAAACUCCCUUAAAACGUAAAUACGCAAAAUAGGGUUAAGUUAGACACGAAAACUGAUUGGGAGAGAACGAACAGUUGAAGCAAAGGCAAUGCAACGCUGUUACAUUCUUUGUCAUAAACAAACACCAAAACAACAGCAGAUGCACUCAAACUCACCUCACAAACUAAGUAACUAACAAGAAGAACAAUAUCAAUUGCGUAUUCACCAACAAUUUGAUCAAUAAUGACCCAUUAUAAUAUUUUCAAAUUCGUAAUAAUUUAACAUUCAACAUUUUUGUUGUUUCUUAACAAAAGACAGGCAAAUGCAACAAAAUAAACUAAUUAGGAACAAUCACAUUUUUCGUAGGACGAUAUUCAAAGU
Helobdella robusta is the source of this 2619-nucleotide messenger RNA. RefSeq lists its product as hypothetical. NCBI's taxonomy places the organism in Eukaryota, Metazoa, Annelida, Clitellata, Rhynchobdellida, Glossiphoniidae. The record is from RefSeq and is a predicted model, not a curated record. Gene Ontology annotation, molecular function: fumarylacetoacetase activity. Bases 49 to 1305 code for a protein of 418 amino acids. Gene Ontology annotation, biological process: homogentisate catabolic process; L-tyrosine catabolic process; L-phenylalanine catabolic process. The transcript is spliced from 13 exons.